GGGUCAUGUGACGCGGCGGAGGUCUAGGAGCGUGUCAUCACAGUGGAAGUAACAAGAAGGUAGGGCAGACGUGUGUGUGAGUGGCAGUACAACACGAAGAUCCAGCUGUCGUGCGUGUGGUUAUUAUAUAUCAACCAGCAGCCCGCUGCCCUGGAGGACUAAUGCCGUCUGUGAGAGACUGCAGCUAACAAGGAGUUGGACCCGAAUGACACGUUUGAACCCCCGGGUCUGAGAAUGGGUGCUGGAGGAGUGUGUAUGAGCAGAUGAUUCUGGUCCAGUAGGAGAUAGAUCUGGACCAGUAGGAGAUGAUCCGGUCCAGUAGGGACCCCCAACCUCCUGCUACAUGGCGUGUCCCGUCCAGUUCCUCUGCAAGACGGUCCGGAACGUGGGCCUGGUUCUCUUCUACUACGUGUUCUCCAUAGGCAUCACCUUCUACAACAAAUGGCUGAUGGAGGGCUUCCACUACCCUCUCUUCAUGACCCUGGUCCACCUCACCAUGAUCUUCCUGCUGUCCACCAUGACCCGGCACCUCGUCGCACGCUGGACGGGGAAGCCGCGCGUGGUCCUGAGCUGGAGGGUCUACUUGGUCAAAGUAGCUCCUACAGCCCUGGCUACGGUCCUGGACAUUGGCCUGUCCAACUGGAGCUUCCUCUUCAUCACCAUCAGCCUGUACACCAUGACCAAGUCCUCCGCUGUCCUCUUCAUCCUCUUCUUCUCCCUCGUCUUCAAGCUGGAGGAGCCGAACCCGUACCUGGUGGUGGUGGUGGUGCUGAUCUCCAGCGGUCUGUUCAUGUUCACCUUUGAGUCGACCCAGUUCAACAUGGAGGGCUUCCUCAUGGUGCUGCUGGCCGCCUUCAUCGGGGGCAUCCGCUGGACGCUCACGCAGAUCCUCAUGCAGAAGGCGGAGCUGGGUCUCCAGAACCCCGUGGACACCAUGUACCACCUGCAGCCCCUCAUGUUCCUCUGCCUCUUCCCCCUCUUCCUCUUCAACGAAGGUCUGGGCGUGAGCUCGUCGGAGAAGCUGUUCCGGGUGGAGCACCUGCCCCCGCUGCUGUACUCCCUGCUGACGCUGAGCCUGGGGGGGGCGCUGGCCUUCGGCCUGGGCUUCUCGGAGUUCCUCCUGGUGUCCCGGACCUCCAGCCUCACCCUCUCCAUAGCGGGCAUCUUCAAGGAGGUGUGCACCCUGCUCCUAGCGGCGGGCUUCAUGGGGGACCGGAUGAGCGCGGUCAACUGGCUGGGCUUCGCCGUGUGUCUGUCCGGCAUCUCGCUGCACGUGGGCCUCAAGACCUACUACUCCAGGAACAAGGGCCCCUCGUUAAGGCCCCUAACGAGCAAGAGCUCGGAGCUGGAGCUGCCUCUGCUGCGGGCCGACGAAGACGAGGACCCGCCCAGGGGCGAAGACUCUGACUGCGGACAGGAGAUCAGUCUACACUGACAGCAUGGAGACACCCGACGACCGCCGGGACGUCACUCAAAUCAGGAAAUAACGAGCGACCUCGUGAAAACAGUGUCUGUUGUUUAUGGCAUCGCAAAAGGGAGGAGCCGACUCCGCCCUGAUGUCACGGAAACGGAUUAAUGUUAUGACACCACAAAAUAGGAAGUAACCGACGAAAACGAUCCAGAAGCUUUAAUUGUUGUUUUUAAUCCAGCUGCCAUAUGUCUGUUUGGGGUUAACCGGGGUACUAGUCAUAGUGAGUUAAACCCAUGAAAUAACCAUUGAUGUCGUUGAUGGGCGUGUGAGGGUCACGUUCGAGGGCUUGAACGCUGUGGACCAAACCAAAAAAGUAUUCCCGGUCAGUUUAAUUUUUUUGUUGUUUCGCUUUAAUUUUUGUUGAGGAGAUAAUAUUAUAGGCCUACGACUGAGUUAACCCUCACGCAGCUAGCUCAACUCUUACGUUUCUCCCCUACCGUUUGUUAUAAAAUGCUCUUCUGAGCAUGUCAAGUUUGGAUUGCGUUCUCAGCAGUUUUAAAUAACAUCGACCAGAUGUUUCAUGACGACGCAAACACAAAAUACUCAUCAAGACACGAAAUUUUUUUAAAUUUCAGCUGAUUCAGUUGAUGCAAGGUAUUCGUACGACAGUUACCAAUCAUUGUAGGUAACUGGACUGUGCUCCAAGCGGAACGAGUCCAGUCCCCAGCCCAGACAGUUGGACUAACAAUGGGCGACUUAUUUAUGAGAUUAUAUCUGCUACUUAUCUCCAAUUAUUUUUGUUUGACGAUUAAUUUAAAAUUCAGGCAGGGGUUUUCCCUAGAGCUCUCCAAUUAGCAGGUCAAAAAAGAAUAAAAAUGUUAGGACUUGUUAAUAAUGUGUUCUGCCUUGUUAUGGUGUGUUUUAAUGUGUUAUAACAUGCUAUGACGUGAUGUACAUGUGAUGACGCCAGAGACCUGUACAGAGCAACCUCCACGUGCCUUGUCUGCCCCGUGUUGCCACGCUGGACCAGAGGAACUUCUAACACGGAGAAAGUAAUGGAUGCUCGCUCAGUUGAAAGCCGUAUGUCGGGACCGGUGUGUCUCUGAAAGCUUUGGUGCAAUUGAAUAAAUGAUUUGGGGGCGUCCACAGAAAUCCC
Molecule: messenger RNA, 2567 nt
Organism: Gadus morhua (Atlantic cod)
Lineage: Eukaryota; Metazoa; Chordata; Actinopteri; Gadiformes; Gadidae
Gene: slc35h1
Product: solute carrier family 35 member H1
Exons: 10
Coding region: 344-1435 (363 amino acids)
Source: RefSeq, a predicted model, not a curated record